GCAAAUAAAUAAAUUAACAACAAUACAGCAAGGAACAUUUCAAGACCUACCGUCGCUUGAAUAUCUAAGUUUGAGAUCAAACAAUCUGACAUUUAUCAGGAAAGACACUUUCAAAAAUCUUACCAACUUAGAAUCUCUGUAUUUGCAGACCAAUCAAAUAACUACAAUAGAGCCUGGAUCAUUUCAAGACCUUCCUGCGCUUAACCUUUUAGAUUUGAGCAGUAAUCAAAUAAUUACAAUACAGGAAGGAACAUUUCAAAACCUACCAGCUCUAAACACCCUAAGAUUAGCCAACAACCCACUGGAUUGCUGUGACUGUGAUUUGGAGAAUCUCAAGCUGUAUUUACUCAACAAUACACACUUGAGAGCAUCUGCGACAUGUAAUGGCACAGCAACCUUAGUAUAUGAUAUUAACUUCACCGACUGUGCAGACUCAACGGAAUCUACAAUGCCACAAUCCACAAAGAUAACAAUUGGAGGAGAAACAGAAAGCACAACAGACAAAAAAACAACAGAAAUCAUAACAAGAGAGUUAACAACAGAAGGUACACCAGCGUUACAAACAGCAGAAAACACCACAUAUAUGUUAACAACUGAAAUCAUAACAGGAGAGUUAACAACAGAAGGUACAACAGCGGUACAAACAGCAGAAAGCACAACGUUUGUAUCGACAAAAGAGAUCAUGACAGUGGCAUCAACAAAAGAGAGCAUAACAGACACAAACAAAAAAGAGAUCACGACAGUGGUACCAACGAGAGAAAGCACGACAGUCGCAUCAACGAAAGAGAGCACAACCGUUGAAUCAAAGAAAGAGAGCACAACAGUGGCAUCAACGAAAGAGAUCAAUAUAGUGGUAUCAACGAAAAAGAGCACACCAGUAGCAUCAACAAAAGAGAGCACAACUGACACAAUAGCUACUCUUUACAAUACUAAUGAUCCAAUAAUAGUCGGAAGUGUUGGAGCUUUUAUUGCAAUUAUGUCUCUCGUUGGAGCAGUUUUUGCUACCUGUCUGAUCUUAAACAGAUUGAAUUUAAAGAAAGAAACAAGGAAAGAAUUAUCUGACAGUUUUGAUAGGAGGCGAUUUCCAGCUAUGCCACUACGACAUGGGGGGCAUAUUAGUUGGUAUUAAAAUAGCGUCCUUGAUUAUGCCAUACUGACACAGCAUCCAUGUCUACAUGUUACCAACACCUAGUAGAUAUGUUAUGGCAUUGGCAAAUUGUCUGUAUUUUUUUAAGUAUUUGCUGAUAAACCAUGCUAAACGUUGAUCACAUUGAUGGAUAAUUUAUCACUUGUAAAUAAGUAAAAAAAAACAUAUAUUACGAGUUUGACAUUGACACACUGGUUAUGGAUAUCAGUAUUGUGUUAUUUUAUAUCCUUGAAUUGUCAAUAGCCAUUGUUUUCCCUGCAUUUAACCGCAUUGUGGCACUAAUCAUGUCAUAAUUACACAGCUGAUAUAACAAAUUAUUUAACAUUAUCUUAGAUUCCUAGAUAUGUAACUAUAUUUUAAAAUGUAGAAUAAAUAAGGGCUUGGAUGUUAUUAAUAUUAGAAAUAUUUCCCACCAUAAGUCUGUAUAGAAAACAAUAUCUUAUUACUUCAAAGGUACAACCUUACCCGCCUUGUCCUAGUCUAACCAAUUGCAUCCAAGAUUUUUAAUCAGAACAGGGUGUAAAUGAUCGUUACCCUGAAGGAUAAAAAUAAAUCCUCCCGAUUGAUUUUGUUUAUUGUCCCUAUAUAAAUAUGGUCUUGCUCGCCAU
Molecule: messenger RNA, 1755 nt
Organism: Mytilus californianus (California mussel)
Lineage: Eukaryota; Metazoa; Mollusca; Bivalvia; Mytilida; Mytilidae
Product: serine-rich adhesin for platelets-like
Exons: 8
Coding region: 449-1129 (226 amino acids)
Source: RefSeq, a predicted model, not a curated record